AGCGAGUUGCGUCUCCGCGCGGAUCUUGUGCCCCUCGUUUGGCUCCGCGCUCUGACGGAACGAGUCUGGGCUCACGUCAUCUUCUGAAGGUGGACCGAACCGAACCGAGGUCUAUAAAAGUCGCAGCAGCAGCUCGCGCUCUGUGCGGGAAAACUCACCGGAGAAGGAAACAAGUUCUCUUCAAAAGCCAAAGGAUCUGCGGCUCCGCUGCUGAAGAGAGAGAGAGAAAGGCGCUCGGAAAAGUUUUACGCGCAAGUGGAUGCUGAGAACCGGACCAGGACAUGUUCCACCUGGCCCAGUUUGGGGUGCUGUCGGCUCUGGCCACCGCGCUCACAUCGCUCCUCUCUGCGCUCCUGCUGCUGGUUCUGACCCGGCAGCUGUGGAGUCUCCGCUGGACCCUGACCCGGGACAAGGAGAGCAAGCUGCCGCUGCCGAACGGCUCCAUGGGCUGGCCGCUGGUCGGGGAGACCUUCCACUGGCUCUUCCAGGGUUCCAACUUCCACAUCUCGCGUCGAGAACGUCAUGGAAACGUGUUUAAGACCCACCUUCUGGGAAAACCUGUCAUCCGGGUCACAGGGGCAGAAAACAUUCGGAAGAUCCUGCUGGGUGAGCAUAGCCUGGUGUGUACACAGUGGCCUCAAAGCACCUGCAUAAUCCUGGGACCCAACACCCUGGUCAACUCUAUUGGAGAACUGCACAAGAAGAAGAGAAAAAUCCUGGCCAAAGUGUUUAGCCGGGGGGCUCUGGAGUCCUACCUGCCCCGCCUGCAGGAAAUCAUCAAGUCUGAAGUAGCAAAAUGGUGCUCUGAGCCGGGCCCAGUUGAUGUGUACAGCUCAGCCAAGUCCCUGACAUUUCGCAUUGCAGUCAGCGUCCUGAUGGAUUUGCAGUUGGAAGAAGAGCGAAUCGUUUACCUGGCUAAGAUUUUUGAGCAGCUGAUGAACAAUUUGUUCUCGCUCCCCAUCGACGCUCCGCUGAGCGGGCUGCGAAAGGGGAUAAAAGCCAGAGAAAUCUUGCAUGCCAACAUGGAGAAGAUCAUUGAGGAAAAAAUGGCGAGGCAGCAGGCGGAAUAUGAACAUCAUGAUGCUUUUGACUACAUGCUGUCCAGUGCCAAGGAACACGGCCAGCAGCUCAGCACCCAGGAGCUCAAGGAAACAGCCGUGGAGCUCAUCUUCGCUGCUCACUCCACCACAGCCAGUGCCUCCACAUCGCUGGUUCUGCAGCUUCUUCGCCACCCGGUGGUGGUGGAGAAAGCCCGAGCAGAGCUAGAGGCAGAGGGCCUUAGCUGUCCACAAAACCAGAGCCACAACACAUCUUGUGUCACUGUAGAAAAAGAGCAGGAUGGCGAUGAAACAGAAAGGACCCACCUGCUGAACAGCUGCAGUCAGAAUGCAGGCGAUAAGUUUCCACAAUCCAAGUCUCACAUACCGUACCUCACCCUGGACAAGCUGAGCCAGCUCCAGUACAUCGGCCGCGUUGUCAAAGAGGUGCUCCGCUUUCUGCCGCCAGUCUCUGGUGGUUACCGGACAGCUCUGCAGACAUUUGAACUCGAUGGCUACCAAAUCCCCAAAGGUUGGAGCGUCAUGUACAGCAUCCGGGACACGCAUGAGACUGCACCGGUCUUUCAAAGUCCGGAGCUGUUUGAUCCGGACCGCUUUGGCCCCGAGCGGGAUGAAAGCCGAUCAUCUCGGUUCAGCUACGUGCCUUUCGGUGGUGGUGUGCGGCGCUGCGUUGGGAAAGAACUGGCACAGAUCAUCCUUAAAACUCUGGCAGUGGAACUGAUUGGAACCUGCAAAUGGACCCUGGCUACAGGGAACUUCCCAAAAAUGCAAACAGUGCCUAUCGUUCAUCCCGUAAACGGGCUGCAUGUACGAUUCUCCUACAACCACUGACUUUCAUUUAUAAGACUGACAGACUUUCUCAGAACUCAUCAGGUGACAAUUUAUACAUAUGGAAACGCUCUCCAAGCAAAGAGAUUGAACUUCUCUAGACAAUUUUUAUCUUCCCAGACUGCUCACCUGCAAUUAUUCAAUGUCCUUUUAGGAUGAAAAACCUUUCAAACCCUCUUUUUGUUGUAGUAUAAUUGAACUACCUGCUUAAAUCACCUGUUAGUGUUUUGAUUACUUCAGAGGUUUUAUUCUUUACAAGCAUUUUAACUUAUUUUUAUAUUCAGGUAUUAUAAUUAUUUUUUUACCUAUGUACUUUCAAACAGGAUCUGCCCACCUAAUGGACUGCAAACUAAACAGCAAAAGGCUUUGCUCAGAGCUUUUCAAUGGAAACAAAAUAUAUA
Messenger RNA from Austrofundulus limnaeus, 2287 nucleotides. RefSeq names its product cytochrome P450, family 26, subfamily C, polypeptide 1 (gene cyp26c1). The record is from RefSeq and is a predicted model, not a curated record. Gene Ontology annotation, biological process: sterol metabolic process. Gene Ontology annotation, molecular function: iron ion binding; heme binding; monooxygenase activity. The coding region runs from base 282 to 1889 and encodes 535 amino acids. The transcript is spliced from 7 exons. Lineage: Eukaryota; Metazoa; Chordata; Actinopteri; Cyprinodontiformes; Rivulidae.